AAAAAAAGUACUGUCAAAUGAGCAACAUGGCGGCUGUCAUGACGGAUUUCGAGCCGUGGUUAAGCGAUAAAUUAAAGUCUUUAAAAACUGACGAAGGAGUAUUUGGAUCCUAUAUUUCAGGUAUAUUAGAAGGCGAAGAUUCCAUAGAUGAAAAAAAAGAUGCUUUAGAAGGCCUAUUGUCUGAAAUUGUGGAGAACGAUAUAACAAUACACGUUAACGAAAUAAUUGAGAAAUGGGAGUCGUGCAAACCAAACCAGGAGGGUCCAAAGCAAGUAUCCAAUAUAGAUGUAGAUAUCCAAUUAACCAAAAUGCUAGAAUCUCAGUCACUAGCGACUACAACUCGAAAAGAAUAUACAGACGAAGAAAAGAAGAUACGUGAAGCCAUACUAUCACAGUACAGUCAGCUCUCUGAUAAUGAGGAAGAAGUAGGAACAGUGGAUGUUUCCGAGGGUGCAGAUUUAGUUAAGAACACAAACGCCUUAGAUGUAGCUGCAGCAGCUAAAGAGAGACGUGAACAAGCAAGACUCGAGGCACAAAAGAAGAAAGAAAAGGAUAGAGAAGACAGAGAAAAGCAAAAACAAUUAAAAGAAGAGAAAAAAGAAAAACGUAAGACACAAAAGUCGGAAAGGAAAAGGUGAAAGUGCUAAACAGUGGCAAGCAGUAGUGGUCAACUACCCUUGUUUAUUAAUUGUUAUCUUGGCAGAAAACUGAUUAUAAACAUUCUAAGUAUUAAGUAUCGCCUUACAAUGCAAAUGUAUUUUUAAAUAUGGCUAGUGAUAAAAAUGUAACCUUGUCAUAAAAAGCUAUGAUUUCUCUAAAAUAAGUAUUUUUAAUGUAUCAAUAAAUUUUUUGUUACACGAA
Molecule: messenger RNA, 861 nt
Organism: Colias croceus (clouded yellow)
Lineage: Eukaryota; Metazoa; Arthropoda; Insecta; Lepidoptera; Pieridae
Product: coiled-coil domain-containing protein 43
Exons: 4
Coding region: 18-638 (206 amino acids)
Source: RefSeq, a predicted model, not a curated record